GUUGGUUCCAUGCAGAGAAAAAUAAGGUGUACGAAGAUUGGAGCUGCAGCAGAGGAGGCAACAUGAAACUAUAAUCACAUCACACACAUAGCCAGUCUACAUUACCAGAAACAUAAUCAUUACUACUUGUAUUAUUUUCACUAUUCAAUAGAGAAGUCUAAAACUCCAGCUUGUAAUUCAGCACACUGUGUUCCCAUGAUGUCAUACCUGUGGAUUCUCCUGCUGGGCAGUUUAGUGAUUGGAGCCAAGACACAAGAAGACCCUGCUACUGAGCCAGAAGCGAAGGAACCAGAGGCAGAAGCAGCAGAGCCCGAGGCCCCUGCAGAAGAAGUAGCUGCCGAGGAGGCCCUGGUAGCUGAGGAGGCUCCGGCAGAAGAAGACGCUCCGGCAGAAGAAGAGGAGGAGGCUGCAGAGGAGGAGGUUCCGACAGUUGAGAAGGCUCUGGCAGAAGAAGACGCUCUGGCAGAAGAGGCUCCAGCCACAGAGGAAGAGGAGGCUCCGGCCACAGAGGAAAAGGUUCCGACAGUUGAGGAGGCUCCGGCCACAGAGGAAGAGGACACAGAAGUAGUAGACGAACCAGCAGUAGAAGCAGAGGCAGCCCCUGAAGCUGAGGCUGAACCAGAUGAACUAGAUCUGUCUGAAGCUGUUGAACCAGUCCUUCCUUUUACAGAGGCAGAGCCUGAAACACCAGCAGAGAGCGAGCCCACGGAGGAGAAGACAGGGGGAGAUUUGGAUCUGGAGGACGCUAUAGCUGAGAAUGAGGAAGACACACCCGCGGGUGGGAAGAGGCGCAGCGGGGGCUCAGUUGCCCAUGCAGCAGAAGCAGAAGGCACAGCUGAAACUCAAGGGUCUAGCUCUGGCUCGGUGGUGGGCAUUCUGUGUGCUAUCGGCGUGGCGAUCGUUGGAGCUGCCACCGGAUACUUCACCUAUCACAAGAAGAAGCUCUGUUUCAAGAACAGUGGAGGGGAUGUAGAGAGUGCCCGUAAGGAGGAGGCUGAGACCCAGUCGAAUCCCCAAGUUCUCAGCAACUUGCUGACUAAAUCCUCCUAGAUCGUCUGAGAUUCCAAUGGAGAAGAACCAGGACCAGCAGUUUACCAUAACACAUACGCACACACACACAUGCACACGUGUGCACACACUCAUACACAGAUCCAUCCCAAUCUUUAGGCCUUAAACUGAUUAUAGUUGUAAAACUGUGAGAUAGUGGUUUGGAGGUUAUGAACGUUCAGCACCACGUUAGAGUGAAACCAAUCAGUAGUAUCUCAGUGUCUUCUAAAGAUCACAUUUGUAAUCUGUUAAAAAUGAGGUGAUAUUUUCUGUCCACUUAACAGCACCGAGACAAUGUAGGCCUAUUUCUCUGUAUACAAGUACUGGGAAGUUCACCUGGGUACCUCAUUUUAGCUAACAUUCCACUCCUUGCCACUCCUGUCAUUUGCCAAAGAGACUGGCUUAUCGACGUUCCUAAAGCUCAAAAUGCAAACCGGAUUUACAAUUACAUUGUGGUUGGAGGAUAACUGUGACGGUUAUCGAAUCAGGAUCAAAUCCUCUGAUCUUCUCAAGCUCAUAAUGAUAGAAUGUUCAUAUUUGAAGAUUGCCGAAAGACAAUGAAUACAAGGAGUGGCAUGUAAUUGGCUGAACAGCAACCAGGCUACAGUUCCCAGAUUAUUUUGGAUAAAAUGGACCCUCCUUUAUUUGAAAUGUUAACGUUGUUUGGUUCUUUACAAGGAUUUAGGGUUUGAUUUAAUCCGUAGUGCUGAAGAUCCAUGAUGUAAUGCUGAUCUUCAGUGCUACAGAUUGAAUCAGGCCCUUACUGUGUGUGCUGUAGCCAACUCUUCUAGCCUGGUUUCAUACUGUAGCCAACUCUUCUAGCCUGGUUUCAUACUGUAGCCAACUCUUCUAGCCUGGCUUCAUACUGUAGCCAACUCUUCUAGCCUGAUUGUCAAGCCAUACCUGUUUUGUGUGACAAUGAAGGAACUCAGAGAGGAGUUGGCCAAAGCACCAAAAGACUGGAACACCAGGCUAGUAGUGUUGUUCUGUGAAAGCUGGUUAGAGGAAGCUAUGUGAGAGCUGGUACGAGGACAGAAGAUAUCACCCCUGUUGUGUGUUUGCUGGGUAUUUGAGGGGCUUGGGGACCUUGUCUAAAAUACAACAACGUAUGAGAACAUUUAGCUCUAUUGAAAUGUUCAAAUAGUAUGUGUUACAAUAUAAUGCUGUACUACUCUGUAAGUGCCUUACAUUAGAUGCCUCACCUGGGAAGCCUUUUUAUGAUUCUAUCUCACUACUAAGGCCAGUCUGAAAUGGCUCCCUAUUCCCUCUAUAGUGGAAUACUUUUGAAGCCCUGCUAUAAAGGGAAUAGGGAGCCAUUUCAGACACAGCUCUAGACUCAGGCACGGGUCUCCAACUGCCCACCCAGCAGCUAUCCAGGAUCAGAGUUGGAGAACCCAGUGCCUGCUUAACGCUACAGGGUCCACCCAAACAGUACUGUGCUGGCCAGCAUAUUUUCUUUUCACAUUAUUCUUUCCAACAUGGGUUCAGCAACUAUGGGAGAUGUGUAACUGGGCAAGCCCAGUACAGCUUGGUUUGGCGCAGUAGUGUGAAAAGGGUAUACGACUGUAUGCAGUAUAACCCUGGGCAGGAGUCAGCCUGGGAGGAGCUCACCACUGAACACACAGUAAGAAUGUUCCAGUUCACAGUGAAAGACUGUGAGACUCUUGGAGAAGCAAUUUCUAAUUAGCCUGGUCCCAUGAUCUGUAUGUGCUUUAGCCAACUAACUACUCUGAAUAUCAUUGUCUUGACAAUACUUAUUUUGGAGAAUAACUUUCCUCUCCAAAAGAGUUCAUGGUAAGUGUAAUGAUGAUACGGUGGUAUACAGAGUACUCCACUCUUAUAUUUAAUGAAUCUGUCUUUGUUAUCGUGUGUUUGAGAAUUGUGUGAUUUUAAUCCUUUAGCACAUAUUUCUUUUUGAAUUGUGUAAAUAAUGCUGGAGAUAGAAAUAAAGGAGCUGUUCAGGGGGAA
This is a messenger RNA of Salvelinus sp. IW2-2015, 3015 nucleotides long. RefSeq lists its product as uncharacterized. NCBI's taxonomy places the organism in Eukaryota, Metazoa, Chordata, Actinopteri, Salmoniformes, Salmonidae. Gene Ontology annotation, biological process: T cell extravasation; positive regulation of neutrophil extravasation; homotypic cell-cell adhesion. Gene Ontology annotation, cellular component: plasma membrane. The record is from RefSeq and is a predicted model, not a curated record.